Molecule: messenger RNA, 1452 nt
Organism: Magnolia sinica
Lineage: Eukaryota; Viridiplantae; Streptophyta; Magnoliopsida; Magnoliales; Magnoliaceae
Product: alpha-mannosidase-like
Exons: 3
Coding region: 595-951 (118 amino acids)
Biological process (GO): mannose metabolic process
Molecular function (GO): alpha-mannosidase activity
Source: RefSeq, a predicted model, not a curated record
AUUAUUAUUUUUUUCUGUUGUCUUUUCUGAAGAAUUGUCAACGUCAUGCUCAAUUAAAAAUGAUGGCUCAUAUAUGACAUUUUCAACUUGAAACAGAGCUGCUUUUGUGAAAUAGAUUGAGGGGUUAUCUUUGACUUGAUUGAACUGAUUGAUUACUAUUUGCAGCUGAGCAUAUUUCUCUUAUUGGUAAAUUGUACAAAGCACAAAGCAGUUUUCUGCAUAUAGUUUCUUGUUUCUACACUUCACUGUAUGUGGUGUUAAUCUGUUGUUAAUGACAUUCAAGAACUUAAAAGUAGGAUUCAAGCCUGAACUUGGUUCUUUGAAGUAUUACAAUGGUUUGUCACAUGGAUGUGAAAUAGCUCCUUGCCAGUACAAUACAUAAGUGCCCAAUUUUGGAGUUCAGAAUAAUACAUAUGAAUUUUCUCUGUUUUACAAUCUUUAUAAUCUUUUUAUGGAAAUCUGUACCCAUGCAUUGUUGGGGAAACUGAAAAAUGGUUUCAAAGACUUUUGGUUCUUCUUCUCAGGUAUGAAACUUCAAGUUCUUGUUCUGUUAUUUAUUUAUUAUUUUAAAUUUCUAUAGUUUGCUGACAUAUCAUGUUGUCCAACCACCAGAUUUUCACAAGUGCCUUUCCUGUUCAUUAUAGUCCUCCAAAUGGUUUCCAUUUUGAAGUCAAUGAUGAAUCUUCACCUAUACAGGCAAAUGUGACACGUACAAAUCACAUCAUGUGGACAAUGGGUGAUGAUUUUCAGUACCAAUAUGCUGAAUCUUGGUUCAAACAAAUGGACAAGUUUAUCCAUUAUGUUAACAAGGCAGUUAUCUGUUUGGAUGGUGAUGGUUGCAAGUUAAGAACUGGACUGGUGAAAAUUGAGGAAGGUUUUACUCUUGACACGUUAAUUGCUUAUGAUUCAUGUGAUCUUUGGCAAGUACAUUUCUUUGACAAAGCUUCCUAGAAACCAAACUAAUGAUAAUUGCCAACUCUUAAACUCACUGACACACGUGCCCUUAACAGCAAGAUGACUCUCAUGCACCAUCUCUGCAAGGUAACACCUUUCAUCCAAAGUGAUGCUUUUUCUUCCACUAGGCUAUUAGGCAGCAGUCUUUGAAAUAUAAUGUGAACAAUUAGUCUUUUCUUUCAGUUUCUGCUGGCAUGUACAUGUACAUUUUCACAUACAUGUCUACUUAUUUGGGCUGUCUAUGAAAUAUAAUGCCAACAAUUAGUAUUUCAUUUCAGUUUCAGCUGGUAUAUGCUUAUUAGAUGUUGUGAACAAAAGCAGAGUUCGUCAUCAUUGUUCUUCUAUACUAUGAUUAGUUUUUUUUUUUUUUUUAGGGUGCAGCUACAUGCAGAAAGAAAGAGAGUCGGGUUUUAAUAGUGAGCAACAAUGCCCACUUUUUCCUAUGUUGUGGCCCACUCGAGCUUUAGAUCAGCCUUAUUUUUUGGGCUGACACUGUAA